UUAAGUGUCUUCUGUCUGCGUUAUCAUUUAAAGGCUUCUAAGUCUUCUGAGGAGAGCACUGAGAUCUAGUAAACGUACUGUUGAGAAUAUAUUGGGAAUUCUCCCGCAGAGGUAAGAAUCUUGGAGCCAAUUUGCACUUCAUAUGUUUAUAUUCUUUUGCAAGUUUAUUUAGCUGAAACACGAGCAAAAAAAGGGAUCAAGUGUCAGUGCAUUCAUCGACUGGAUGAAACUUAAACUCUAGAAAGGAAAACUAAAAGAAAUUGGAAGCGAAACAUCAAUACGAAUUGUUUAAAUCUGCUCCUUCAAAAUGAAUUCGUCAUUGACUAAGAACGCCAGACAUGAAAUUUCAUUCAGCGGCUGGUUCCCGAUUGUCUCCGUAAUCUUCGGUUGCCUUACAGUGAUCAGUAAUCUUUCUAUCAUAGUAUUCAUCGUCAUAAGAAAGAAGAGAAAUGGCCGACCGCCGAAGAAGCCAAUCACCUGGUUCGUCCUAUCGCUUGCAGUGUCUGACUUCUUCGUCGGUUCGUUUUGUAUCCCUCAUAAACUCAUCUGUGAACACAUGAUGGAAUGUUCAGAUAAAGUUUGGGAAAUUUUCGACAUUUUUAUCAGUUUUUUUCACACUGCGUCCAUCACCAACCUCUCUAUGAUUAGCAUAGACAGAUAUAUUUCGGCCGUUCACCCGUAUUUCUACCGUCGAUCGAUAUGUCAUCGGUCAUGGUUCUUGAUCCUCUUGUCAUGGAUUCUCUCCAUUCUUCAAGAAAUACCAUAUCUCAUAUCCAUUCUUUCGGACUCGUAUCCACAAGCAGAUACCGUGGACACGAUCACUAAACUCAUAUUCAUGGGAAUAUUACCGCCGAUAGUGAUGACGUACACGUAUAUUCGAGUUUGGCUCGUCUUAAGGAAACAUAAAAAAGCUAUAAAAGAACAGGCAAAUCAACACCUAUCUCCAAGACAACUUAAAGCUCCACUAGAUAUCAAAAAACGGGAAAUAUUGUUACUGACUGUGGGAAUAAUGGAUGCUAUAUACAUCGUUUGUUCCGUGUUAUUCCAAUAUGUUGUGAUCUGCUAUCUCCUAUGGAAUAGUUGCCAUACGUCUUAUCUCACAGAAAAGAUCGUAUUUACAGUGCUAUACUUCCAUUCUCUGCCUAAUUCACUGAUUUAUGCUUUUGUUGGAAGAUUGUUUUGUAACAAAGAAUCGGGUUGUUGCUCAUUGCCAUGACGCCUGUAUCUGAUACUAUUAAGUCUAAAUGACGAUAAUUAUACAGGAAAUGUAAAACCA
Actinia tenebrosa (Australian red waratah sea anemone) is the source of this 1276-nucleotide messenger RNA. RefSeq names its product trace amine-associated receptor 9-like. Gene Ontology annotation, molecular function: G protein-coupled receptor activity. Gene Ontology annotation, biological process: G protein-coupled receptor signaling pathway. The record is from RefSeq and is a predicted model, not a curated record. NCBI's taxonomy places the organism in Eukaryota, Metazoa, Cnidaria, Anthozoa, Actiniaria, Actiniidae. Gene Ontology annotation, cellular component: membrane.